AUGGCGGCUGCUGCUGCUUCUUCUCCGUUGAUCAUUUUCUAUCUUCCCACAGCUGAACGGGAGAUUGUUCGAGACAUCAAGGAGAAACUGGGCUAUGUGGCUUUGGACUUUGAGAAUGAGAUGGCGACCGCCGCUUCCUCCUCUUCUCUGGAAAAGAGCUAUGAGCUUCCUGAUGGGCAAGUGAUCACCAUCGGCAACGAACGUUUCCGGUGCCCAGAGACUCUCUUCCAGCCCUCUUUUAUCGGAAUGGAGUCUGCAGGUAUCCAUGAAACCACUUAUAACUCCAUCAUGAAGUGCGACAUUGACAUCCGGAAGGACCUCUACGCCAACAACGUCCUCUCUGGGGGCACCACCAUGUACCCUGGGAUUGCUGACCGGAUGCAGAAGGAAAUUACAGCUUUGGCUCCCAGCACUAUGAAAAUCAAGAUCAUCGCUCCUCCUGAGCGGAAGUACUCGGUGUGGAUCGGGGGCUCCAUCUUGGCUUCCCUCUCCACCUUCCAGCAAAUGUGGAUCAGCAAGCAAGAGUAUGACGAAGCCGGGCCAUCUAUCGUCCACAGGAAAUGUUUCUAAAGGUCUCCAUGCCAUCGCACUUCCCCAAUGUUCUGCUACUCCUUUCGUGGCCCAACGACACCGUUUCCCCGAAAAUGAGACACCCCCUGAAAAUAAGACCUAGUAAAGGUUUUGCUGAAUUGCUAUAAAUAUAAGGCCUUUUUUUCCCACUACAUCACUAUCCC
Anolis sagrei ordinatus is the source of this 734-nucleotide messenger RNA. Lineage: Eukaryota; Metazoa; Chordata; Lepidosauria; Squamata; Anolidae. The record is from RefSeq and is a predicted model, not a curated record.